This is a messenger RNA of Parascedosporium putredinis, 1575 nucleotides long. The record is from the annotation of a GenBank genome assembly. Lineage: Eukaryota; Fungi; Ascomycota; Sordariomycetes; Microascales; Microascaceae.
AUGGAGACUGUGGUGCAGGACCGCACUCCCCUCGCCGACUAUCUAAUCGCUAACUCGCGUGAGAUCCCCAAGAACUCCUCACUACGAAAGCUCAGGACCAAGUACUCAGCUGCCGUCACCUCCCGGAUCGAUCAAGCCGAUAACUCCAAGUUCCUCGAGCGCUUCCGAUACAUCAUCGUCGCCUCCCAGCUUCUGACUGGCCACGUCGGCCUUGGCCAGAACGCCUACCCUGUGCACGAUCCCGACGUCGGGACGCCCUCCAAGUCACCAGGCCAGGAGCUUCCUCCAGCUCCCGCCGCCUUUGCUUCGGUGACGGGGGCCGUGGCUGUGGCUUUCCUGGCCGCCUGGCUCGCCGCCGGCGGCUACGCGAGCUUGACGAAAAGGCGGCUGUGUUUCUUCGCCGUCAUCCUCGCCGUUGUCGCUCUUGUAGCUCCGAUCUACUUCAAGAGGCAGUGGCUCAGAUAUCGAAGAGAUCAGGCACUCUCCGAGGUUUCUUCCUUUGUCUCCGUCUCGCAAAGCCUCGAUAGCGCCACCGGGGCCGCCCUUUCUUUGAUUCAAGAAGUUGAGUUGGUGUCGCGCGGCUAUAGAUUGGGCCUAUACGCAGGCGACGACCGCCGUCAAGGGUUUUCCGAGCAAAUUGACCUUGAAAAGUACUUUGACAUCUACGAUAUAUCCGACUUCGACAUCUCGGACGCGAUGCGAGGCUAUGCCGAAGAUGAGUUCGACGACGACGAGUCCCUGCGUACGCUCAAGGUUCUCGCCGCGAGAUUCCACACCAUCCGGAAAAUGUUCCUCUGCGCGCUCUUGGCCCUUGAGGCGAACGCAGAUGGCAGAGACUUGAUGCGCUGGACCACCGCAGUCGAGGCACUCAUUACCCUUCGCCAAACAACGAGCGAGGCGUGUGAGCGCCUAACCUUCCCAACCCCACCAACCCCCAAGAUCCCGCUUACUCCCGGCCGCGAGCGCUGGAGAUCCCAGAUGAGGAAGCUCAACUCUUUAUCAACCGGCAUCCGCGGUCUCCAGGCCAAGCUCCAACUCCUCCGCGAGGAGUCCGACCGCGCCCUCGACGAAUCGACCGACAUCUCCGAACUCGGCCCGACCCUCAUGUCGCAGUACGACUCCAUCGGCGUCGACCUCAAGGAACUCACCCAGGCGUGGGAGGAGGGCAAGGCCGCCCUCGCUCUCGGCAUCGAUAGAAACGAGAAGCGCCUCUCGUCCUUGAGCACCCUCUUCUCGCCUUCCUCCUCCCUCAGCGGCCUCAGCACCGUCGAGGAGGGAACCGUCCAGGAUGCCCUCAAGAUCCUCAACGGCGAGGGCCGUCCCGCCUCCACCCUCUCCGAGGACUUUUCUAGCGACGCCGAGGUCCUGUUCGAGGCCGUCGCGCUACCCCGACCCCGAUCGCUACUGACGAGGGAGGAGCGCAUCGCUAAAAUGAGAGAGGAGCGGGACAGGAAGGAACAAGUCAAGGAGAAGGCUGACGCUACUCGCGGCAUGCUUCGCGAGCUGGAAAUGGUGAUCAAUCUUCGGCCUAGGCCACGAACCAUGCCCGCCGGUGGCCGCGUCGUCUCCAUGUGA